AUGCCGAUUGCACCUCUGAUGGUCGACUACUUGGCCUCACCAUGGAUCCUAGCCACUGUUCCAGUCUGGCUGGUUCUGUACUACUUAAUUCCAUACUUCACAACCUAUAGCAUUUUAGCCCGCGUUCCGGGCCCCUUCGUCGCCAAUUUCAGCAAUUUAUGGGUCGCUUUAGGUGCUCGGCGAGGCAAGAAGUUCGAGAUUGUUGAUCGGGCUCAUCGCAAAUACGGCAAAGUGGUUCGCAUUGGUUUCAACCAUGUCUCCAUCGCCGACGAGCGAGGGCUCAACAUCGUCUAUGGCCACGGGAACGGUUUCUUGAAAGAUCAUUACUAUGAAGCAUUUAUCGCGAAGACCCCCGGCAUGUUCAACGUCCGCGACCGUGCUGAACAUACCCGUAAGCGCAAAAUCAUCGCCCAUGCUUUCUCGCCUCGAUCUGUUGCCGAAUUUGAGCCUCAUAUGACAGCAAAUUUGGAGCGAUGGGUGAAACAGCUGGACUUAAUUGCUGCAAAAGCGCCUCCCAAGAAGAAGUAUGGCGAGUUCAACGCUAUGCCCUGGUUCAGCUACAUCGCUUUCGAUAUCAUCGGUGACCUGGCAUUCGGAUCCCCAUUCGGUAUGGUGGAUAAGGGCAAGGAUGAGGCCGAGAGCCAACUUGUACCGGGUGGUCCUAUUAGAAAAGCUCCCGCUGUUGACGUGCUGAACCGUCGAGGCGAGAUCUCUUCUACCCUCGGUCUUCUCCCAACCCUCCGUCCCAUUGCUCGAUAUUUACCCGAUCCCUUCUUCUCCAAGGGUGUUGCUGCUGUGGCGAACUUAACAGGUAUUACAAUUGCCGCUGUCGCGACACGACUGGACGCCACUGAACGUGGCGUCGAUAACAAGCGUAACGAUAUUCUCGGUCGCUUGAUUCAGGCUCGUGACUCCAAAGGAGAACCUAUGGGCCGCGAAGAGCUCAUAGCAGAGGCUCUGACCCAGCUGAUUGCCGGCUCAGACACGAUUUCUAACACUGCCUGCGCCUGUUUCUACUGGAUUCUCGCCGGUGAGCGCGCUAACCCCGGAAAAAUCGUUGCUCGGCUUCAGAAGGAGCUGGACGAUUCCAUUGGCGCUACCUCUCAGAUAGCCGCAUACUUUCAAGUCCGUGAUCUACCCUUCUUGCGUCGCUGCAUCGACGAAGCCAUGCGUCUUCACUCCACGUCAGCAAUUGGACUCCCUCGUCUCGUUGCCCCUGGUGCCGGUGUCACAUUUGACGGAUACUACUUUCCUCCUGGAACAGUUCUCUCCGUUCCUUCAUAUACUAUCCAUCACAUGGAAGAGAUUUGGGGACCAGAUGUGGAUGAAUUCAAACCCGAUCGCUGGCUCAACCUGACGCCGCGACAAAAGUCCGCGUUCAAUCCAUUCUCGUACGGACCACGAGCGUGUGUUGGUCAGAAUGUGGCUGUGAUGGAACUUCAGUUAAUAAUUGGCACGCUAUUCCACCGUUAUGAAUUUGAAUUGUAUCAGAAGGAGAUAGAGUCAUACGAGGGUUUCUCAAAGAAACCGAAGUAA
Messenger RNA from Penicillium maclennaniae, 1536 nucleotides. RefSeq names its product cytochrome P450. Gene Ontology annotation, molecular function: oxidoreductase activity, acting on paired donors, with incorporation or reduction of molecular oxygen; monooxygenase activity; heme binding. NCBI's taxonomy places the organism in Eukaryota, Fungi, Ascomycota, Eurotiomycetes, Eurotiales, Aspergillaceae. The transcript is spliced from 2 exons. The coding region runs from base 1 to 1536 and encodes 511 amino acids. The record is from RefSeq and is a predicted model, not a curated record.